This is a messenger RNA of Musca domestica (house fly), 1254 nucleotides long. RefSeq names its product 2-aminoethanethiol dioxygenase. The record is from RefSeq and is a predicted model, not a curated record. Gene Ontology annotation, molecular function: oxidoreductase activity, acting on single donors with incorporation of molecular oxygen, incorporation of two atoms of oxygen. Gene Ontology annotation, cellular component: mitochondrion. Lineage: Eukaryota; Metazoa; Arthropoda; Insecta; Diptera; Muscidae. Bases 96 to 857 code for a protein of 253 amino acids. The transcript has a single exon.
GAAAAAUCGACUUACGCAUCACUACCUAUUGUCAUAAUAAUUUGUUUUAUUAACCGGUACGUACGUGGUUUCAUGCUUAACCGUAAACGUCUACUAUGAGUUCCCAUUUUGGAAACAUUUUGCGACAGGCCCUGAAGACAUUCGAUCGCAAAAAUCAGAACUCUCUCAAAAAUAAUUUAUUGAUUUUGAAACAUUUGACAGAUCAACUUUCUAAGAGAGACAUUCUCAUCGAUGAGGAAAAACUGCUUAAAGAUAGCCUCUAUCGAACUCCUGGCCAUGCACCUUGUACUUAUAUGCAUAUAUUCGAAGAUGAGACUGUGUCGAUGAGCGUUUUUAUAAUGAGAGGUGGUUAUACUAUGCCGUUGCAUGAUCAUCCUUGCAUGCAUGGUCUAUUGAAAGUCAUCCAUGGUAAACUCAAAAUUCAAACAUAUACUCAAGACAUUAACUCCAGCAGUGAUGCUUGGAAUGAGACUGCACCACACAUUAAGGAAGUGGAUGUUAUUCAAGAAGAACCUGUUACUGUUACUUCGGAUAUGGGGUGCUCUCUGUUGACACCGACAGAAAGAAAUUAUCACGAAAUUACGGCAGUGGGUGGGGUUGCAGCAUUCUUUGAUAUAUUAGCGCCACCCUAUGAUGCUGAUGUUCCUGGACUCGGUCCCAGAUCAUGUACGUUUUAUGAAACAAUUCAUCCUGACAUCUUAGAGAAGUCUGGCGAAUGUAACACAGAUUGUAAACCAAAAUUAAAGCUAAGACGUACACCAGCUCCUGUGUCAUAUUACUGUGAUACAACGGAUCCACAUGAAGCGUUAUUACGAACGGUUUUUAUGUAUACCAAAGAGGCUUAUAGCCCUGUAUAAGCAAUAAUUGAAACGGUUAAUAGAAAAAUUAAAAUAGUUCUAAUUGCAUGUAAACCAAAAAUGCCUAUAACUCUUAUCUAAUAUUAAGGACACUAAUAUAAUAUUUAAAAAAGAUGUUUACCAGUGUUGUAAUGUCACUGUCGAGAAGCCUUGCCUAACUUACUAACAUCUAAAAUCUCACAAUAAACCAUCAAAUUUUAAGCUGUACAUUGAGAUUGGUAAGAAUUGUAUGUAUCUCGACUGUAGUUUCUCCUUAAUACAAUAAAAUACCUAUUUAUUAGACACUAAUAUUAUAUUUACUGCAUUAAAAACACAAAAGCGGGAUAUUGGAAUCAAAUACACUGCAUUAGAUUCUGUAUUACGAAAACUCACUUUUUUCAAACUUUUCACGUGAAUA